AGCGACCUGCCAGUGAGCUGAGAAGUGGCAGAGUCGGCUCGGCGGGUGGCGAGCGGCCCAUGCCCCAGACGGCUCCGGGCACGCAGGGGCCGGGAGUGGGGGGCUCCUGUGCCCCGGGCUCAGCAGAGGUGAGGCAGGGGGCCGAAGCCCCAGAGCCCCACUUUCUCAUGGCUAGCCCCGAGCCAGAAGCCCCUGAGAAGGAGCGCUCGGGCCGGCACAUGGCCAAGAACUGCUGGAAUGUCUUCUGGGGCUUCUGGGACUACGAGACCCCCAAGGUGAUCGUGGUGAAGAACCGCAACCUGGGCUUCAUCUACCGCACAGUGCAGCUCCUCAUCCUCCUCUAUUUCGUGUGGUACGUAUUUAUCAUUCAGAAAGGCUAUCAGGACAGUGAGACUGGUCCUGAGAGCUCUGUCAUCACCAAAGUCAAGGGCAUCACCAAAUCCCAGAACAAAGUAUGGGACGUAGAAGAGUACGUCAAACCUCCUGAGGGGGGCAGUGUGUUUACCAUCAUUACUCGGGCAGAAAUCACUCCCUUCCAGACCCUGGGAACCUGCCCAGAGAGUAUACGGAUUCGUAAUGCCACCUGCUUAUCUGAUGAUGAUUGCAUGGCUGGAGAGAUGGACAUGCUGGGCAAUGGAGAGAAAACUGGACGCUGUGUUCCCUAUUACUAUGGGACCAAGAAGACAUGUGAGGUGUCAGCCUGGUGCCCUGUGGAGGAUGGAGCAGCAGUCAGUGAGUUCCUGGGGAAGAUGGCCCCCCAAUUCACCAUUCUCAUCAAGAACAGCAUACAUUACCCCAAAUUCCAAUUUUCCAAGGGGAACAUCAGGGACUAUGACAAUGACUACCUGAAACACUGCACCUUCAAUGCUGACACCGACCUCUACUGUCCCAUAUUUAAGUUGGGCUUCAUUGUGGAACAGGCAGGAGAGAACUUCACAGAACUGGCCCAAAAGGGAGGAGUCAUUGGGGUCAUUAUCAACUGGAACUGUGACCUGGACCUGUCCGAGGCCAAGUGUAAUCCCAAAUAUUCCUUCCGGCGGCUCGACCCUAAGCAUAUCCAGGCUUCCUCUGGCUACAAUUACAGAUUUGCUAAGUACUACAGCCACAAUGGCACAGCCUCCAGGACUCUCAUCAAGGCCUAUGGGAUCCGAAUUGAUGUUAUUGUGCAUGGACAGGCUGGGAAGUUUAGCCUGAUUCCCACCAUCAUUAACCUGGCCACAGCGCUGACUUCCAUUGGAGUGGGCUCUUUCCUCUGCGACUGGAUCUUACUGACCUUCAUGAACAAGAAUAAGGUCUACAGCCACAGAAAGUUUGACAAGGUACAACUUGCCCCCCCUCCUCCCUCCUCUGGGCAGAGCCCCUCAGACAGUUCGACAAGGCAGGGCCAGAUGUUCCACUUCCCCUUGCUACAGAUGGGCAAACUGAGGCACAGGGAAGGACCCCAGGAAAAUGACUUACAGAAGAGGGACCCAGAGCCCUGAUCCCCACCAUGCAGAAAUCUCUGCCCUGGGGAUCAGCCUGUACUCCAUCUCUGCCCCUGGUCCAAGCAGAUGGUGGAUACCCAGGAUCCGAAUAGUGAAGAACAAGGGCCUUCCGGCCCACGGGCUUCUUCACAGGACUCCAUACCCAUGGAACCCAAAGGUUUGGCCCAGCUCUGAAACCCCAGCACCAUCUUCACCUUUACCUCGUGCUGCUUAGAAACUGAGGCCCUGGCCGGGGCCACUGGGCUAUCUGAAGCCGGAAACUCCACUAAAAACUGUCCCAGGGCCCACGCCGCUAGUGCUGAGGGGCAGCUCAGAACAAGGCCUGGGUCUGGGCCCCCAGGGCUGCCCGUCUCCCUGACAAGCUGCGAGUUCAUGGGAGGCCUACCCAAAAGCAAACAGAAACUUGGGCUGCCAAAGGGAGAGUCUUCGCCUGCUCUUCAGUCCUCACCCCCUUAACCUUUCCCUCGGAACCCUACUGUGAACCAGCCCUGCUCAGGAUUCUUAGCAAGAACAAUGUCCCCUUCUCUCCCUGGUAGCUGAGCUCUCAAUCUCUUCCCUCUUCCCCCAUGAGCCUGCUGCUGGAUGGUUUGGUGGCAGAUGCCCCUUCCUCAGACCAGAGCUCAUAUUCCAGGGCUUGUGGAGGGAAGAUUUCCAUCCCAUCCCAUCCUACCCCCUCUCUGACCGCAUCAUCCUGGCAUAUAUGCUCCACGCCUCCCCUAGAGGUCCCCAUGAACCCCCUAAUCCAAAUCCGUUGGCCCUGAGCUCUAAUAAAUUGCAUACAAUCAGA
Messenger RNA from Monodelphis domestica (gray short-tailed opossum), 2271 nucleotides. It is a transcript of the gene P2RX2, whose product is annotated as purinergic receptor P2X 2. The record is from RefSeq and is a predicted model, not a curated record. Gene Ontology annotation, biological process: calcium ion transmembrane transport; response to ATP. NCBI's taxonomy places the organism in Eukaryota, Metazoa, Chordata, Mammalia, Didelphimorphia, Didelphidae. Gene Ontology annotation, cellular component: plasma membrane; signaling receptor complex. Gene Ontology annotation, molecular function: ATP binding; extracellularly ATP-gated monoatomic cation channel activity; purinergic nucleotide receptor activity.